Molecule: messenger RNA, 1876 nt
Organism: Etheostoma spectabile (orangethroat darter)
Lineage: Eukaryota; Metazoa; Chordata; Actinopteri; Perciformes; Percidae
Gene: hspd1
Product: heat shock 60 protein 1
Biological process (GO): protein refolding
Molecular function (GO): ATP-dependent protein folding chaperone; ATP binding
Source: RefSeq, a predicted model, not a curated record
CAGGAGCUCUCCACACGGCUCGUCCUUUUAGCUCCAGGAUCACUCCGUCUCGCGGACCUGCACCCAGUCGCAGCUACACGCCUCUUACCUUACAGAGAUGUUUCGUCUACCCACCAUCAUGAAGCAGGUGAGGCCCGUGUGCAGGGCGCUGGCGCCUCACCUCACACGAGCCUACGCCAAGGAUGUGAAGUUUGGAGCGGACGCUCGCGCCCUGAUGCUGCAGGGGGUGGACCUCCUGGCUGACGCCGUGGCGGUCACCAUGGGCCCAAAGGGUCGCAACGUCAUCAUCGAGCAGAGCUGGGGCAGCCCCAAGGUCACCAAGGACGGCGUGACGGUGGCCAAGAGCAUCGACCUGAAGGACAAGUACAAGAACAUCGGCGCCAAGCUGGUGCAGGACGUGGCCAACAACACCAACGAGGAGGCCGGCGACGGCACCACCACCGCCACGGUGCUGGCCCGCGCCAUCGCCAAGGAGGGCUUCGACACCAUCAGCAAGGGCGCCAACCCCGUGGAGAUCCGCCGGGGGGUCAUGAUGGCCGUGGAAACCGUCAAGGAGCUGAAGAACCUCUCCAAGCCGGUCACGACCCCCGAGGAGAUGCACAGGGUCGCUACCAUCUCAGCCAAUGGAGACGUGGAGAUUGGUACGCUAAUCCACGCCAUGAAGAAAGUCGGCCGCAAGGGAGUCAUCACUGUCAAGGAUGGGAAGACCCUGCACGAUGAGCUGGAGAUCAUCGAGGGGAUGAAGUUCGACCGCGGUUACAUCUCCCCUUACUUCAUCAACACUGCCAAAGGUCAGAAGGUGGAGUUCCAGGACGCCUACCUGCUGCUGAGCGAGAAGAAGAUCUCCAGCGUCCAGAGCAUCGUGCCGGCCCUGGAGCUCGCCAACCAGCACCGAAACCGCGUUCAUGUGGAGGACGUGGACGGGGAGGCCCUCAGCACCCUGGUCCUCAACAGGUGUGUGUGUGGUCUCCAGGUGGUGGCUGUUAAAGCUCCAGGAUUCGGAGACAACAGGAAGAAUCAGCUGAGAGACAUGGCCAUCGCCACCGGGGGCACUGUGUUCGGAGACGACGCAGUAGGUCUGGCUCUUGAAGACAUCCAGGCUCACGACUUUGGUAAGAUCGGUGAGGUGCAGAUUACCAAAGAUGACACCCUGCUGCUGAGGGGGGGCGGCAGCCCCGCCGAGGUCGACAAGCGUGCAGCGGAGAUCGCCGAGCUGCUGGAGAGCUCCACCAGCGACUACGAGAAGGAGAAACUCAACGAGAGGCUGGCCAAGCUGUCCGACGGAGUGGCGGUCCUCAAGAUCGGAGGUACCAGUGACGUGGAGGUGAACGAGAAGAAGGACCGCGUGACGGACGCUCUGAACGCCACGCGGGCCGCGGUGGAGGAGGGCAUCGUGCCGGGUGGAGGCUGCGCCCUGCUGCGCUGCAUCCCCAGCCUCGACGCCGUCAAAACGGUCAAUGCCGACCAGAAGAUUGGCGUGGAGAUCAUCAGACGAGCGCUCCGUAUCCCCGCCAUGACCAUCGCUAAAAAUGCGGGCGUGGAGGGUUCGCUGGUGGUGGAGACGAUCCUGCGGGGGUCGGCUGAGCUGGGCUACGACGCCAUGCUGGGAGAGUACGUCAACAUGGUGGAGAAGGGCAUCAUCGACCCCACCAAGGUGGUGAGGACGGCGCUGAUGGACGCUGCAGGAGUCGCCUCCCUGCUCUCCACGGCUGAGUGCGUCGUCACGGAGCUACCCAAGGAGGAGAAGGAGAUGCCGGCGGGAGGCAUGGGCGGCAUGGGGGGGAUGGGGGGCAUGGGAGGCAUGGGUUUCUAAGCCAGUCCCCUGACUUCCUGUACAGACUUCUUAUGGCAGAGCGGUGCUGGGGUGUGUCUGAGG